CAAACAGAAUUUUUGUGUUUUUGUUUUUCCAAUUACAAAAGUUGUUUGUUGCUUUUUUAGCAACAACACUUAACAUUUAACACUUGAUCGUCAACGCAGCGCGUUACAAAAGCCGGCAACAUAACGGCGCAACUAUUGAACAGUUUCCUCAAGGGUAGUCCCCACCAGGCCACCAUAGAUAUUAUGCAAAAACUCUAUGCGGAGCCGCCGCCCAGCAGUGCGCCCAUCAGCAUGUCCAGCGCUGGCGGCCCGCCCUCGAGUGGCGCUGGCGGUGGCGGCGCCGUGCCCACCAGCAACAACAACCCGAAUCCCACUUCAAAUGGCGGCGGCAGCAUGAGUCCACUCGCGCGCUCCGCCUACACAAUGAACAGCAUGGGAUUGACAGUGGGCGGCAUGUCCAGCGUUUCACCACAAGCUGCGGCUACCUUUGGCUCCAGCGUGCUGGACUCGGCGGCCGCUGUGGCAAGCAUGAGCGGCAGCAUGGGCGCAGCAGCGGCAAUGAACUCGAUGGGCGGCAACUGCAUGACGCCCAGCUCCAUGAGUUAUGCCAGCAUGGGCUCACCUCUGGGCAAUAUGGGCGGCUGCAUGGCCAUGUCAGCGGCCAGCAUGUCGGCGGCGGGUUUGGGUGGCGGUUACGGUUCAAUGCCGCCGGGCACGCGCGAUAUGGAGCCGGGUUCACCCAAUUCAAUGGGCAGACGCGGCGGCGUGGACAAACCGACGACAUACAGACGCAGCUAUACGCAUGCCAAGCCGCCAUAUAGCUACAUCUCGCUCAUCACCAUGGCCAUACAGAACAAUCCGACGCGCAUGCUCACGCUCUCGGAGAUCUAUCAGUUCAUUAUGGAUUUGUUUCCGUUCUAUAGGCAGAACCAGCAGCGCUGGCAAAACAGCAUCAGACACUCACUAAGCUUCAACGAUUGCUUUGUCAAGAUUCCACGCACGCCGGACAAGCCUGGCAAGGGCUCGUUCUGGACGCUGCAUCCGGACUCGGGCAAUAUGUUUGAGAACGGCUGCUAUCUGCGUAGACAGAAGCGCUUCAAGGAUGAGAAGAAGGAGGCCAUACGGCAGCUGCACAAGAGUCCGUCGCACAGCAGUCUGGACGCCACCAGUCCGGGCAAGAAAGAUCACGAGGACUCGCAUCAUAUGCAUCAUCAUCAUCACACCAGCCGGCUGGAGCAUCAUCAGCAUCACAAGGACUCAGCGGGCGGCGGCGUUGCCUUGGCGGGCGUCAAUGUCUUGAGCGCUGCGCAUAGCAAGGAUGCGGAGGCGCUGGCCAUGCUGCAUGCCAAUGCGGAGCUGUGUUUGGGUCAGCAGCCACAACAUGUGCCCACGCAUCAUCACCAGCAUCAUCAUCAGCUGCAGCAGGAGGAGCUGUCGGCCAUGAUGGCCAACCGCUGUCAUCCGUCGCUGAUCAGCGACUACCACUCGUCGAUGCAUCCACUGAAACAGGAGCCCUCCGGCUACACGCCCUCCAGCCAUCCGUUCUCCAUCAAUCGCCUGCUGCCCACAGAGUCCAAGGCGGACAUUAAGAUGUACGACAUGAGCCAGUACGCGGGCUACAAUGCGCUCAGUCCGCUCACCAACUCACACGCUGCCUUAGGCCAGGACUCCUACUACCAGAGUCUCGGUUAUCAUGCGCCCGCCGGCACCACGAGCUUGUGACAUCAUCAGUACCCGCUGGCUUAAGGGCGCGCGGAACAGAUGCUGCGCUUUAGCAGCGGCGGCGGCGGUGGCAGCAGCAGCAGCAGCUCGCAUCAUCAUCAGCAGCAGCAGCUGCAGCAGCAGCACCAGCAGCAGCAGCAACACUUGCAGCAGCAACAGCAGCUACAACAACAGCAGCAGCAACAACAACAACAGCAGCAGCAGACGGCGCAGCAACUGACAUCCGCUACAAAUUCCACAACAACAACAUCAACCAAGUCCAGCAGCAAGCCAGCCGUGGCAGUUAACUAUUCACAGAAGCUGCAACAGCAGCAGCAGCAGCAACAGCAGCAGCAACAACAGCAGCAGUCACAGCAGCAGCAGCAGCAUGAGCAACAAUUGCUGUCGGAGCUGCAGGAAGACUCGUCCAACAUUACCAGCGACCUCAGCGAGGAGCAACUGCAACAUCAGGCCGCACAGCAGCAGCUCUACAACAACUAUCAGCAAUAUGCAGCAGCCGCCAGUUACCGCAACUGGAAUCACAGUCUGACAUUCAACAGCGCUGCCGCAUUGCAGAAUCUGCUGUAGCUAUAGCCCCAGCCACAAGGCACAAGGCGCACCUUUGUCUAGGCCAAUUAGCAGCUAACGGUCAAGGCUUUUAGCACCUCUGGGCGCGCAUCCUUUGAGCUGGACUCUGGCACUUUGUACAUAUGUUAGUUAUACAUCUCUAGCUAUCAUGCUUAGUACUCAAGCCUUUAUGUUCGUUUCGUUACGUUACGUUUCGUUUCGUUACGUUGCGUUACGUUCUGUUGUUUGUUUGAUUGAUUCAAGUUUACAAACACAAACAAAACAAGUGAUGUAGUUGUAAGCGGUGGAGCAGGAGAAGCAGCGGCCAUUAAGCUAAGUAUCUUUGUUAAACAAUUUAUAGUAUGUAUGUAUAUGUUUUAUGCUAAAAAGAAAAACAACAAACAAACAAACGAAAAACGUUAAAAUCGAGAGAAAUUCCGUGCCAUUUGUUUUCGUCGCAAUAAGCAAUAACAAUCAAAUCAAAUCAAAUCGGUUAGCAGCAUUUUUGAAAUGUGCAGAAAACAACAAACAGUUUUUAAAUAUAUAUAUAUAUUUACUAAUCAUACACACACCCUUUAUCCAAAGGCCAUCGAAUUCGAAUCGCAAUUGAACAAAAACCAAAAAAAAAUCAUACAACACUUGCAAGCAAAUCCUUAAGAAUCUUCAAAUUGUCUUUAACCUUAAGCCAAAAUCUUCUGCAAAUUUCAUUUGGGCCAAGCGUCAGCUUAAAAUGUUUGUAACAUUUAUUUUUGUAUAACAAUUGAUUU
Drosophila busckii is the source of this 2975-nucleotide messenger RNA. It is a transcript of the gene fkh, whose product is annotated as protein fork head. Gene Ontology annotation, biological process: regulation of transcription by RNA polymerase II; cell differentiation; anatomical structure morphogenesis. The record is from RefSeq and is a predicted model, not a curated record. The transcript has a single exon. Gene Ontology annotation, molecular function: transcription factor binding; protein domain specific binding; DNA-binding transcription factor activity, RNA polymerase II-specific. NCBI's taxonomy places the organism in Eukaryota, Metazoa, Arthropoda, Insecta, Diptera, Drosophilidae.